GCAUGCUAACGCCGGCAAUGGUAGGUGCGACAACAGUUAUGCUGCCAAACUCAUCAUCGAGUUCAUCAUCCUCGUCGACGUCGUCCUCCCACACGCACACACACCUUCAAAUGAUGUCCAAUAGCAAUGGAAAUAAUGGAACGGUGGCAUCUAUUAAUGGGUCAGCUACUGGAGGUUUAAGUGGUCAAAGUGUUGGUGGUGGUACUGGAGGUGCGAGUGGCACUUCCUCAAGUACUCAACAGCUUUCACCUCAGGCACCGCCGACCUAUGUCAAUUUGUAAAUUAACUAACCCACGCAGCAUAUCCACCGGGACAACAUCGUACAAAUAAAUUUACACGGCAGUCUAAGUAAAAUAGAGGCAGGUGUACGACUACGACUCUGCUAAAAUGCCAGUAAAUAAACCGCGCAAAAAAAAAUGCAUUCGCUAUAUGGAGGCACUGCAUGGAGACGGCCAAGAGGAAGGCAGCGGCAUGGACGACACUGGAAAUCUGAGCCAGCUGAGCGAUGAUGAUGACGAUGACGAUGAGGACCUAUUGGUGAGCGGUGGUGGCUGCAUUGGCAGCUCGGGUAGCGGCGAUGAAAUGAUCGAUAUUAAUCGGGAUAAGCUCGCCGACAAUGAGGAUACUGAGUCAAUGAGUCAAUCGCUGUCAAGUCCCGGAUGUCAGAGCGGGCUCUCAAGCCUACAGAGUCCAUCAACAACGACGAGCUUGGCUAGUCCACUCAAUAUGAAUAUGUUAACUAGUCCAAUGACGCCCGUCAUCAACACCACAACCAACCCGAGUAACAACAAUAGCAAUGUUGUGCCGCUUUCUGUUAUUAACAGUGGUAGUACGGAACAGACGUCAUCUGCGAGCAGCUCAACAUGUAGCAUUAGUAACAGCACACCGAAUACCUCUACAACAGUUUCAUCAUCGAUUGCUUCGACACCGAACUCUGCUAAUGAGCGGGCCAUGAUGCUUCGCAACCGGUUCAGCCAUCUAGGCAUGGGCCUGAGUCCAGGUCAACUUUUCCAAUCUGUAUCUACAACUGUCAGCAGCAGCCCCAAUACUAACACAGCUAUGUCUUUAGCAACGAAUAGUUUCAAUUGUUACAGCAACGCGGCUAUGAAGACAACGUCGGUGACGAUUGCUGCUGCUACACCUGCAUCAAUAUCGGUAUCGGCACCGAUAUCGGCGUCGACGUGUACAUCGCUACCUGCAGGAAGCUUACAUCGCAAUCCCAUUGGCGCCAAUCCGCGUGACAUUAACAAUCCUCUAAGCAUCAAUCAAUUGACUAAGCGCCGCGAGGAUAACAAUGUUGCACUGCUCGAAACUCAAUCGGUUUCAGCGGCUUUAGCUCACAAUCCUCACAUGCACUCAAAUUCGCCGCAUCCACAACCACAAGCCCACACACACCCACACCCACACACCCAUCCGCAUCCGCAUCCGCACGCGCAUCUGCAACUACACCCUCAUCCACAUGCGCAUCAUUCGGUCUUUAGCAGUAGCUUUAGUCAGCACUUCCAGCAACGGUUAAGUAAUCAUCUAGCAGCCACAAGCAGCAGCAGAAUCAGCAAUAGCAAUAGCAAUAACAGCAGCAACAUUCACAUUGGUCCAGUUUCCCAGUCGUCCAUUGACACCCCUAGUUUAAGCAUGAAGCGUCGCAAUACAUCCGAUCCGACACCCGCGACUGGCAAUAGCGCAACACCCACCUCAACUGAAACUGGAGCAAUAAGCGUUUCGUAGCAGUCUAGCA
Messenger RNA from Drosophila navojoa, 1735 nucleotides. RefSeq names its product transcription factor pangolin (gene pan). Gene Ontology annotation, molecular function: DNA-binding transcription factor activity, RNA polymerase II-specific; RNA polymerase II cis-regulatory region sequence-specific DNA binding. The record is from RefSeq and is a predicted model, not a curated record. NCBI's taxonomy places the organism in Eukaryota, Metazoa, Arthropoda, Insecta, Diptera, Drosophilidae. Gene Ontology annotation, biological process: canonical Wnt signaling pathway; regulation of transcription by RNA polymerase II. Gene Ontology annotation, cellular component: chromatin; beta-catenin-TCF complex.